AUUUUUUGUAGUAGGCAGGUAAGUAACCUGGUAACUACAAGACUACAAGACCGCGACACACGCGCCGGCCUAACUUAACCUUAAACACCUAGCACCAAAACCCAACAUUGAAUGAGAUGACAUCUUCAUGAUCCAUGAUCUCUUCGGCGCAUCCCUCUAUCUACUCUUUUCAAGUACAACAAUUACAACGUAAAGCUUAAAACAUAUUCCCCUCUUAGCUCCCCGUCUCUCUCAACGAUAUUCUCCAGCAUACAUAGUAGACGAAUACGGCAACCCUUUACUUCGUUUGCACUUUAUAAAUUUCCACUUUUUUUUUCUUUUCCGAGCAAAGCUACCUUCAGUCCCUGACGAUAAUUCGGAACAUCUUCUCUCAUCGCACAGAUAAUCAAUUACCUACAUACGAACGCGCCCAGCUACUCAAUCGUGAUUACAAACCUCCUUUUCUUGUUGACAAGAAUCAUACAAGAAAUGUGCAUACUUUCAUAAAUUUACCAUUCAUUCCCAUACCCUUUCCCGUCGCAAGCUAUGGCUACAGACUGGAACAAACUCAAGGUCGUUGACCUAAAGGCCGAGCUUAAGCGCCUCGGCCUGCCUCAGAAUGGCCUCAAAGCUGACCUAGUAGCACGUUUGACAGCUGCGGAAUCUGAAAAGGAGGCUUCUCCCUCCCCUGACGAAGCUGUCGAGAAUACUGAGGAUGUGAACGGCGAGCCACAACCCGACCACGAAUCGCCUCAGGCACCUGAAGUCGCGGAACCAACACCCCCAAAUGAAUCCCCUAAGCAAGCUGAAGUCGGAAACGAAGCCGUGCAGGCAGAAUGGGAAACUCCUGCAGCUGUACCUACAGCCGAGGCUCAGUCUAUCACGGCUCCGUCGUCCUCUGGCGCAACCCCUUUACGAGCGACCGAGGUUUUACAGGAUUCGCAGAAACGAAAGCGAAGAUCGUUGAGUCCCGCCCCCUCUACUCACGAGGUUACACAUAAACGAGCUAGACAAGAAGAUUGCGAUAGCCAAAAAGGCCAAGUUGUGGAUUCGAUCCCGGAGAAUGUCGACGAGGCAACACCUCGAAAGGAAGAUACCUCUGUUCCUUCAGACGUCGAGAUGCAAGGCGCUAAGGAUGACGCGCCAAUCGAGCCCGAGCCCGAGCCUGAACGCGAUGAUGGCAUCGCCCAACCUAGUCCUACGGAUAAUGCUCCCUUAGCUGCUCAGAACGGACACCCUGAAGACAUCACGAUGAAUAAUGCCGAACCAACCUUCGAGGAACGUCACGAGGACACGCGCCCCCGAGAAGAAACUUACAACGCGUAUCCAGCCGAGAUAGAACGCGAUGUCGCGCCGUCCAUUCACCCAGCCACGUGUGCACUUUACAUUAAGGACUUCAUGAGACCCCUUCGAGCGCAGGCGGUUCAGGAUCAUUUACUAGGCCUCGCCACACCGGUAGGCGCUCCCAUUGAAGAUGGUACAAUCGUUGAUUUCUACAUUGACAACAUCCGAACACACGCGUUUGUGGUGUUUAAUAGUAUAUCGUCUGCCUCAAGAGUACGCACUGCGCUUCACAACCGUGUCUGGCCUGACGAGACCAACCGCAAGGCUUUGUGGGUCGACUUCAUGCCGUCAGAGCGCUUCGAGGAAUGGGUUGAUAUGGAGCAGACAUCUUCCGGAGGACGUGGUUCGACAAAUCGUUAUGAGGUUGUCUACCGUACCGAUGAGGAUAAUAAUGUAAUUGCCAAGCUCGAAGAAUUCGACAGCACGGGGCCUGCGCCAAAGCAAGCGCUUAUUGCACCUGAGCCGCCGCCUGAGCGUAAGCAGUCUAUUCCCACUGGGCCGUCCCGACCAUUCGCCGGCAUCGAAGGCGCACCUACGGGGCCGCGCGGGUUCACUGGAGGUCGUGGCGGCGCGGCGAUGCAUCCUAACAGGAUGGCACGACUGGAUGACGCCGGACAGCCAACUCGUGCCUUUCCUACCAUCACGUACCAGCCUGUCUCGGACGAGUUAGUGAGACGACGACUUGACACAAUCUCGGCAGCGAAGACUAAGAAUUUAGACGGAGACUUCGGCAAAGAUUACAAGCGUUACUAUUUCGAGAAUGGUGAUACACUCGUUGACAGAGGCCCGGAGAUCUUCUUAGGUAUCCGCCCGCCCCAUCGGGAACGUGAGCGCCAGCAUAACCAGCGUGAUCAGAGAGACCAGAGACGCGAUCCACCACGUCCUCGCCGAGGUGGUCAAGGUGGUCGACGUCGUGGUGGUAUGCCGAUCUUCCACGGCGUUCCUCGAGGUGGCGAUCGAUUCCGUCCUGGAGAUUCUUCCGGAUCAGGUGCCAACGGCCGCCCUCGAUUUUCAGACGACCGACCAAGUCGCCGCUACAGAGAUGAUCGCGGAAGUCGAAGGGAUAGAGAUCGAUACUAACACACUAAUUACCUCUACAGGUGUCUAGAGACAGCAACACCAAGCCAAAGUUAAGUGAUAUUGCUGUAAGGCAUUCUGGAACCAACUGUAUAUGAACGAAUUGAACGUACAGUGCGCGGUCCCCAUUUUCCCGCGCCCAAUUCGCAAACGCAAUCAAUCAAAAGUUUAGGGGCAUUCUUUUUUUCGGAGCAUAAAGAGACGCAUAGGAACGAACAACAGCAUUUCGCAGGACAGACAUAGGACGCAUUGUAUGGAAAGGAUACCCGGUCCGAAGGGGAGGAGACGGUGGCAAGGCAAGCCCGAUUUUACGAGACGAAGAGGGCGACACGAGACGGCUUUUUGCAAGACAAAUCUGACAUGACGCCUCACUAAUUAGGUACCUAGUAGGCUAUUGCAAGACAAGUGUGCUAAUAAUUGAUGAUUCUUAUACCGAGA
This is a messenger RNA of Annulohypoxylon maeteangense, 2838 nucleotides long. RefSeq lists its product as uncharacterized. The record is from RefSeq and is a predicted model, not a curated record. Gene Ontology annotation, molecular function: nucleic acid binding. The transcript has a single exon. Lineage: Eukaryota; Fungi; Ascomycota; Sordariomycetes; Xylariales; Hypoxylaceae. Bases 526 to 2403 code for a protein of 625 amino acids.